Molecule: messenger RNA, 4687 nt
Organism: Motacilla alba alba
Lineage: Eukaryota; Metazoa; Chordata; Aves; Passeriformes; Motacillidae
Gene: GPX8
Product: glutathione peroxidase 8 (putative)
Exons: 3
Coding region: 75-707 (210 amino acids)
Biological process (GO): response to oxidative stress
Molecular function (GO): glutathione peroxidase activity
Source: RefSeq, a predicted model, not a curated record
UGAGCUGAGUCUCAUGUUUCAGCUCCUCCUUCACAUUCCAGGCCUGCCCAGGCUCCUCUCCGAAGAUUUCAAAAAUGGAGCCUCUCACAACUAGUUAUCCUCUGAAAUACUCAGUGCACAAAGCCAGGAUCUUUGUUGUCUUCCUGUCAAUGGUUUUGUGCACCACCAUUCUCUGCCUGCUGCAAUUCAGGUUUUUUAAAUCUAAAAUCAAAGAUUUUUAUUCUUUUGAAGUCAAGGAUUCACGAGGAAGGAUUAUUUCCUUGGAGAAGUACAGAGGAAAAGCAACUUUGGUUGUAAACGUGGCCAGUUACUGCCAAUACACAGACAAAAAUUACAUCGCACUGCAAGAGCUGCACAGAGAGUUUGGUCCCUCCCACUUCACUGUGCUGGCGUUUCCCUGCAACCAAUUUGGAGAAUCAGAGCCUAGUUCAAGCCAGGAAAUAGAAUCUUUUGCCAAAGGAAACUAUGGAGUAACAUUCCCUGUUUUCCACAAAAUCAAGAUCCUAGGAUCAGAAGCAGAUCCAGCCUUUAAAUUUCUAAUAGAUUCUUCAAAGAAAGAGCCUCGAUGGAAUUUCUGGAAGUACCUUGUUAGCCCUGAGGGUAAAGUUGUGAAAUUCUGGAGACCUGAAGAGCCAAUAGAAAGUAUCAAACCAGAGGUAACUUCAUUAAUCAGGCAGAUUAUCAUGAAGAAAAGAGAAGACCUCUGAAAGAGCCAUUCAAACCAUGGGUAUACAGGCUUCCUACAUUCUUGGGAAAUGUUGCUAGAAGCUAUACCAUCAGAUAAUUUUGCCACUCUUUACCUUUGGUGUUUGCAAUUUGUCUACUAGUUCUGUAUUGGCUCCUGCAGUGGCCUCAAGAAACUGGCACAGUGAAGCACUCAGUACUUUGCAGGGAGGGACCAUACAAUUGCAUAAAGGGUUUAUGAUUUCUUUUUCUCAAUUGCAGACAAUAGCUAAUCAAAAUUGUCACCAGCAGGUAAAUAGUUAGAAAGAAGAUUUAUUAAUAAAUUACUCACAUUUACACAGUUUUUUCCCCCAUUAUACCAAUACACAGAGAUUUUACACUCCAUUAACGCAUAAUUGCCCUGUCAUGAAAGACAUGGGACCCAGAGACAUCCAUAGCAGGGUUUCACAUAAGUAACUGAAGAUACCAGCUUUGCAAUAUCUUCUCAAGGAAGACUACUGAAUUGUGAAGCUGCCUGUUGAAAAAAAAAAAUAUUAAAGAAGCAAAAAAUUUGAAAUAAAGUUUGCUUGCUGCUUCAUAUUUUGCAUAUUUUACAUUUCAGUUUUCCAACACCUUUAAAGUCUUCAACCUUCUCCAUACAUUUGUGCUGCCUCAGAUGUAAGGUCCUCUCCUCCUGGAUUAUUUCUCUUCUGAUCUGGGUGAAGGCAGGGCCUGUGUAAAUAUUCAUGGUUGUUUACAGAAACAUUCAAGGGGCAACAAAAAUCAAGAGCCUGGUGCUCUUACACACAUCUUUCUGAGACUAUCCAAACAAUGUUCCCCAGCCCCCCAUCUACCUCUCAUCUCUAGAAUAAAAUGGCAAUCUUCAAGUAGAGGUAGAAAGGGAUGCAGGCUCAUGGCUGAAACCCCACUCUUCUCACCUUGCAAGCUCCUCAGUCCUCCAUGUAACUGCUAACCCAUUUCCAGUUCUGUUCCACUCUUCCAUUUCAUACUGCCAAGAGUUUUGAUUUAUCUCUUUGAAUGAAGGGAGAUAGAAAACUUGAGUUAGAAGCCUCACUCCAGCUGUCCAUGCCUUGAAGAAAGGCUGAGAUGAUGGAAAUGAGAAAAACUUGUGUCCCGGUAGAAUAGUGACAUUUUCUGUAUUAAAAGGAUGGGUAGAAUUAGUGCUUAUCUCUUGUAAGACUAACACUGGUUGAAUAUACCUAAAGUGCUUCAAAACUUUUUUCCAGUAAAGACAGCCACUCAUCUGUAAAAAAAAGAUGAGAAAUUCAAGAGCAAUUUUUUAAAAAUUCACUAAUUGAAUUAAUUGAGAAUUUCACCAAAAAUCAAUGAAGACUAAGUAAUGAUACUGGUGUGGAAGAUCUCAAUAAUAAUAAACACCUUUUUAGAAAGAAACUCAAACUUCGUGAGUGACAAUUUUAUCCACCCAAAACUUCAGAAUCCAAUUAAGGAUUAUGUAGAAGUCUCAUUAGACCAUACAAGUCUGCUGGUGGUGUUUUAGACUAGCCUCUGCACUGUUUGCCAUUGUCCUGCAAGAUUCCACAUCAAAUCCGUCAAGACAGAGCCUAUUUUUAUGCUGAGGUCCUGCAUUUUACUCCUGUCCCCUCCUGCAUGUACAGUGUGAGAACACAUACUGGGACAUGUCAGGUGAUUUUUGUCACACAUCUCUGCUGCUUUGAUGGUGCAGGAAGGGAACUGAGACAUAGACCCUCUCCCCUCACUGGGAGCAGUCAAUGGUCCAUGGAACUAAGUGUCAGGACAUAGUGUUUUGCCCAUAGAAGGUGGCUAUCUUAACUUGAAAAUGUACAAGUCUAAAACAUGCAUGUCUGUUCAUGUGAAGUACCAAAGCUCCCUGGUUUUUGUAUCACUGAAUAAAAAAGGGUAGGGAUAAAGAAAUGUUGGGUGCUGUUAGUGGAAGACAUGAAAAAAAUGCCUGUUUUAGUCCUGGUACUGUCUGAGAGUUAUUCAGCAUAUGGGAAAUUUCACCUGGGUCCUUAAAAUACUCAAGAUAAACAGUGAGGCAUGAUUUUCUUGUUUGAAAGGGAAAGGGAGGGAAGGAAUUGUGUGCACCUUGUUUGUGACUCACUCACUCAUAUUGUUUUCCAGAGGACACAGUGUAAUCUUGAAUAUCUCAAUGCCAGCAUUAAGAUCAAGUGUCUUUCCUGGUAUUCAGAAAUAGCAUGUGAUAUUAGCAAACAAGUGGACAGAAUUACUUAACUCAUGGCUUCCUGAAUCAUAUUUGCUUCAGAGUCCUAGAGAAAGACUUUGUCUGGGAAAACAGCAAUGGAACUUCUCAUUCCGGUAUUUAGUCACAAUGCAGUACAACCAUAUUCUGAAGAAAUUUAAGUAUAGGAACUGUUCAGUCCUGAUUCUACACAGUUUAAGUUUUUCAAAAUUUACUGUUAAUUAGCGUUCCUCAACAAAUUAACAUUCUUCCUUAACAAAAACUCUAUGUGUUUGUAUUACUUAUACAUCAUGAGACAUGCCAGCUCUUGCAAUAUAAUUUUUAGGGCAGAUCAUUGAUAAACUAAUCACUCAUUUCUUAAAAGUAUGUACCAGUUAUCUGGUAAAAAUGAAGCAUCUAAUGGCCAAAUCUACACAAACUUGGAGAAGCAGAGAAAUAAAAUGAAAGUCAGAAUAUGUUAUUCAAACAAAAAUUUAUCUAUUGUCAAAAGCCAAGGAAGUAGUGUGAAUGCAUGUCUAUAUAAAUAUCCACUUAGAGUUAGUUUAAAAUAUAGCAUAUAAAAAUAUAAACUCCAACAUCUUAAACAGAUUUUUUAAUCCUAUUUCUUGGAUUCUUGAAUAAUCCCCCCACUUUGGGAUUAAACUUCCCUCCUAUGAUGCUUAACAAAGGUCAGUCCAUGAGUAUUAAAGUAAUUUUAUUUCCAUUUGAGCAUAACCUAUUGCAUCUUUCAUCCUAAUCCUUCAUUCCUAUCUUAAGAUUCCUUCACUCCCUAGGUCUGACUUAUCCUUAUUUUCUCAAACAAAUACCAUUGAACUAUGAGCUUCUCUUUCCAAAAAGUUGCCUGGGAGUGAAAAUAUUCUAAAUCCAUUUCAGUCACCAGUAGUAUAUGGUCCUGUAAAUUCAAGUAAAAUACUUGUUUGCUGAGCCAACACAUCAAUGUUCCUUCAAUACUUAGUGGUGUAAGAGAAACAUAUUCACAUAGGGUUCAAACUUGAAAGUGUUACUUAAUAUUUACAUAAUUCGGUAGAUUGUUUAUAAACUAGUUGGGGUAGCUGUAUAACUGUGUGAAAUACAACUAUGUUCCCUUCUAUACUCACAGUUACACCUUAUUUUACACCCAGCAUUCACUCAGUCUGCAUAACUGAGCACAUCUCCCUUUGGUCAGAGGAACCAGGCAGGCACUGGACCACCUAGGAACCAAUGAGAUAUUUAAACAGCAGUGUUUAUGCUCUUGUCUGGACUGUGAUGUGCUAAUCUGACAGUGUAGUCAGUUGCUGGUGUGCGAGGAACAGCUAACUAACAAUACACUGCCUAAUCACCACUCACAACAGUGGGAUGGCUGUGACUCUGCACACCUUCACCAGCACUGCUGUUCUUUCUCUUCACAGUCCAAGGCACGUACAGCAGCACCUAGAUAAAACAAGCAACAACAAAGAGUGUCUUCGGCACUCUGUAGAUGCCUACCAAGAUGAGGAUAAAAUUAACACUGUUGGCUGUGGCAGCAUGUGUGGAGAAGCUCACAGUGUAACAUGAAUCAAGAAGAUCAGUGUGCUUCCAGCCUUUAUCCUUCCACGUAUAGUGCUAUGUCCUGUUCACACUGUGUGGUUGGUGAGAUUAUCUGCAGUUGUUUUAAUGCAUUGAUGCCAACAAAUUAAGUUAUCUGGAGAAGAAAUGAGAGAGGAAAAAUUCUAAGACUGACUUUUUGAAUCACAUACACUGGAAAGGUAAUUGUUUUUCUGGUAUAGUAUUUAGGAAGUUAGUGAAAGUGACUUUAAGCCAUUGAGGACUCUAAUUACUCAAUUAAAAACAAAGAAACAAACA